Ziziphus jujuba (common jujube) is the source of this 3562-nucleotide messenger RNA. RefSeq names its product myosin-binding protein 1. The transcript has 4 exons. The record is from RefSeq and is a predicted model, not a curated record. Lineage: Eukaryota; Viridiplantae; Streptophyta; Magnoliopsida; Rosales; Rhamnaceae. Bases 513 to 3017 code for a protein of 834 amino acids. Gene Ontology annotation, molecular function: myosin binding.
UUUCGGUAUUGGGAUCAUCUUCCGUUUAUCUGCAGCCGACUUUUUGGCUUUGUCGGCUUAUUAUUUCAAUCCCAACUUUUUCAUUUUUCUAAUGAAGAUGUGACAACUACGUGCACAAAUAGUUGGAAAGCUUCAACCUUUCGGUUGAGAGCUUUUUUUUCUUUUUUUCAUUGUUGGAGUUUUUGUUUUUGUUUGUUUGAAUCUCUCACAAACCAAAUGAUGGGAUAUUUGUCUUGGCCAUGAGUUUGGAAAUGGGUCUCUCUUUGAUUUGACGCUCUGCCUCUGAAUCUUCAUUCAUCGCUGAUCAUGUUUCUUACAUAAACAGAAUGAUGGAUUGGGAUAUUGAGUUGUUACUCUGGAUAUUUCUUGAUUGUUCUAAAUGUCUAUGCUUUCCACUUUUGGCUGCAGUGUCGAGUUUCAACUUGGAUUACCGAUUUCAUAUUAGAAGAUUGGAAAUUGUUCUGUUUUAAACGAUCAAAUUCUGCUUCUGAAGUCGCUGAAUUAGCUGGGGCAUGGCUGAUACGGGGGUUUCAUCUGCUAAACCGCAGAAAAGUUCCCAGGGUUUUACCACAGCUUUGGUCUCAGCUAUUCUAGAAUGGUUACUGAUUUUCUUGCUGUUCACUGAUGCCAUAUUUGCAUAUAUAAUUAAAAAGUUUGCUUUUGGAUGCAAAUUGCAAACACCAUGCCUCCUGUGCUCUAGACUUGAUCAUGUCUUGGGCAUGGAGAAAAGAGGAUAUUAUUGGGACUUGAUGUGCAGCAAUCACAGGUCAGAGGUUUCUUCCUCAGUACUUUGCCGCGAUCACAAUAAGAUUGUAGACGUCCAUGGAAUGUGUGAAAAUUGUCUCUUGUCAUUGUCAACUAUCAAUGAAUCCAAUUCUGAAGCGCACAGAUUAUUAGUGGGUAAAUUGGGUGAGAAUUCCACCUUAGAUGCUGAGCAGGAUCCAUUACUUGGCAGUGUUGAGUCCAGUUUUUCAAGCAGAAAGCAUUGUUCUUGUUGCAAUGAACCAUUGAUUUCGAGAGGGCAUGCCCGCAAGUUUGUUCAGAGAAAAUUAAGUGGGCCAGUGGUUCCUGAAAUAAAUUCUGAUACUGGGCUUGACCCUUUACCUCAUGUUGUGUACACGGAGCUCAAGAUAACUUCUGAUACUGAAUCUGAAAUUGUAUUUUCAGAUGAUGAUAGAACAAAUGCUCCAGUUUGUGGAACAGAUGACUUCAAGGAAGAGCUUGAACCUCGUAUUAUGAAUCUAGUUGAUGAUUUGGCUGCAGAUAAACUGAUAAAUCCAACAUCUGUGUCAAUACCUUUACUUAAGGUGUCAGAGGUGCCAGUAGACACCAUUAAGGUGCAUGGCAGCAACUCUACGGAAUCUAGUGUUUCUGUAGGGUAUGGAUUGGAGGAACUUAAUUGGCAUCAACCUAAAACUAAGGCUGAUGUCUCUAUAUCGACUGAGCCAACCCUUGACACUGCUCUUUCAUCAUCAGAUGCAUUGGGAACCCCUAUUGAAAUAUCCAAGGAUGAAUUAGACAUUACAAGAACCAGUGAAAAUGGGCAAACAUCUUUGGUAGAUGUUACAAGAACUAGUGAAAAUGGGCAAACAUCUUUGGCAGAAUGUGAGGAAGUUGACAAGGCAGAAGAUAGGCCAAUUGCAACAUCUGAAACAGCUGUAGGAACAAACGCUGUUGCAAGUGACACAGAAAACCAAGUAUCCAAUACUUUGGAGCUUGGUGAUGCUUAUAGGUUAGCUGUUGGCAAUAGAGGAAAGCAGUUGUCUGACGUGAUUUCAGAACAAUGGAAUGGGAAGGAUUCUUCAAGAGCUAGUGAAGAUUUCAAAACCUUACUUAAACAAUUGUCUUCUUCUCGAGGAAUGGAACAAUCAGUUAGUGACAUGAGUCCUAAAGUAUCCAUAAAUAGCGAUGAUAUGAAGACUUCUGAUUCUUGUAAUGCUAUGGGGAUGUACUUACUUCAAAAGAGGAUCUCACUCGAACGAAAUGAGUCCGGAUUGUCUCUGGAUGGAAGCAUUAUCAGUGAAAUCGAGGGUGAGAGUGUCGUUGAUCGGUUAAAACGGCAGAUUGAGCAUGAUAAGAAACUUAUGACUGCCAUGUAUAGGGAGUUAGAGGAAGAAAGAAAUGCUUCUGCAAUUUCUACAAAUCAAGCAAUGGCCAUGAUUACCAGACUGCAGGAGGAGAAGGCAGCACUCCAAAUGGAAGCACUGCAGUAUCUAAGGAUGAUGGAAGAGCAAGCUGAGUAUGAUAAUGAAAAACUGGAAAACACAAGUGACCUUCUUGCUGAGAAGGAGAAAGAAAUACAAGAUCUUGAAGCAGAGCUUGAAUAUUAUAGGAAUAAAUAUCCAAACGAAUCCAUGUUAGAUAAUCUGGCGGGGACAAGGGAUAUUGGAGUGGAUCUUUCAGAAUCUGGUGGCAUUGGAGAUGAAUUAAGUGUUCUGCCACAUCCAGCUUCUGGAGAACCUAAUCCCUAUAAUAAAGUUGAUGUGAAUGAUAUAUUAUUAGGCUUUGAAGAUGAUAAGAAAUAUAUCGUACAAUGUUUAAAGAAAUUGGAGAAGACACUCUGUCUGCCUUCCAAAGAUGUUAGCCUGUAUUUAUCCGAAGAUCAUGCUUCUGAAAAUGGAAAAGAUGGGAUUAAUGAGUCGGAAGUGCUUAGUGCUAAUGGUGCUUCUCAAGAAAAUAGUGGAAAAGAAGAGAUUAUUCUUUCAGUACAAGAUGACACGUCUGUUUCUGGAUUGAAUUCAAAUGCUGAAGGAGAUAUUUCGUCGCUCGAGAAUACUCAUCUUAAUGGAAAAGAUACCAAUGAUUUCAGUCAAAAAGCAGAUUUAGCUUCUCUUGGAACCGAGGUUUCUCGUCUGACUAAGAUGUUAGAAGCACUUGAGGCAGACAGGAAAUUUCUCGAGCACACAAUUAACUCACUUAGAACUGGGGAUAAGGGCUUUCAGUUCAUUCAGGAGAUAGCUUUUCACCUGCAAGAAUUGAGGAAGGUUGCAACAAAGCAAGAUCAAACUGUAGCUUGAGCUGUCUGUAAAUCCAAAACAUUCCCUGGUUUGUUAUCAGCGAGCUUCAUUCUUGAUCAAUUGUACAGAAUUUAAAAGCAACCUAUUUGGAUCGAUUGUCAUGUUGGAUUAUAAUUCUUGAAAAUCGACUCAAAAUCUGUUGCUGAAGCUUUACUCUCCAAUGUACAGCAAUACGACAUCACUAGCUUUAUUUUCUCCUGAGAGAUGGGUGUGAUAGGAGGACCUGACUUAUACAGCAGUUUAUUUGCUACCUUUUUCUCUUUUUUCUCUUCUCCUACUCUUUUUUUUUUUUUUUUUUGGGUGGGGGGUGUUUUACAAAAUUGUCUUUUUUGGGAUUUUGGCUCAACUACAUACAGAUUUGGCUAGGUAUAUUUUUCCUUGUUGUUUCCAAGUUCAAAAAUUUGAGGUUACAGUUUGUUGAUUUGUUUUGUUAUUUCCCAUUUUUGGCUUGUGCAGUUGAUGAGUGAUUUGAUUGGGUGAGAGUGAUUAUUUUGUGUAAAGUACAAAUUAUUUGAUGAUGAAGAAGAAUAUGGUGAUUGAUGCCC